AUGGGUUCAGACCCAGUCAAGCUAUGCUUUGUUACUGUGGGAGCCACCGCAUCAUUCGAGAGGCUCAUCCAAGAAGUACUGAAUGAAGCUUUCUUCCGGACACUAGCGAGCAACAACUUCACACACUUAACUAUACAGUACGGCAAGGAUACAAAGGCUCUUGUUGACGAGUUACUUGGCAGGGAUCCCGACGACAGCCCAGAUCGUCAUGGCAUUAUCUUGCAUACAUUUGAUUUCGCUCCCGACUUAUCUCAUUAUAUGGGCAUGACCAUGGAAAGACCGCCUCAGGGCAUGGAACAUCUACCUGUCAUACAAAAACAAAAACUUGGGCUUAUUGUUACUCACGCUGGAACUGGCUCAAUCUUGGAGGCCCUUCGCUGUGGCGUACCGACUAUCGUUGUUCCCAAUCCUGAUCUUGCAGAUAAUCACCAAGAAGAAUUGGCUUUGAUGAUCCAGAAACUUCAGUACGGUGUUAUGGCUCACGUUGGCGAUGUCAUUCAAGGUGUGAAAGAUAUUAACAAACUCAUCGUCGAUAAGCUAGACUCUCGAAGACGCGAUUUGGAUGAGGCGCAGGUUCGCCCAGCCCUGUCCGAUCAGCUCUCAUUCGUGGACUAG
Penicillium angulare is the source of this 615-nucleotide messenger RNA. RefSeq names its product N-acetylglucosaminyldiphosphodolichol N-acetylglucosaminyltransferase catalytic subunit ALG13 (gene alg13). The record is from RefSeq and is a predicted model, not a curated record. Gene Ontology annotation, biological process: dolichol-linked oligosaccharide biosynthetic process. Bases 1 to 615 code for a protein of 204 amino acids. Gene Ontology annotation, molecular function: hexosyltransferase activity. Gene Ontology annotation, cellular component: extrinsic component of endoplasmic reticulum membrane; UDP-N-acetylglucosamine transferase complex. NCBI's taxonomy places the organism in Eukaryota, Fungi, Ascomycota, Eurotiomycetes, Eurotiales, Aspergillaceae. The transcript has 3 exons.